Lampris incognitus (smalleye Pacific opah) is the source of this 1738-nucleotide messenger RNA. It is a transcript of the gene tmem268, whose product is annotated as transmembrane protein 268. The record is from RefSeq and is a predicted model, not a curated record. The coding region runs from base 161 to 1186 and encodes 341 amino acids. The transcript has 9 exons. Lineage: Eukaryota; Metazoa; Chordata; Actinopteri; Lampriformes; Lampridae.
CAAGACGGGGCGAGGGGAUGAGAAACCUUGUCUACAAAUAGCUUUUCUUCUGUUCUUUGGUUUCUUUUUCUUUUACACAGUGAUGGACUGUUGUUGGGAAGUCUGACUGCAUACGCUGCACUGAGGACGGGCCCCGUUGAGGACCUGGUUAACUGAGCUGAUGGAGCAGAGUGAUGGACCGAGUCACCCAACGGAGGAGAAUGGUGCCCAGCCGCAGCCACGGACCAGGUGGUCCAAUGGUCAGUGUGUGUUGGCAGUGCCAAGCUAUUCACCGCUAAACCCCAGCUUUGAUUUACCCCUCUCCCGGGCUGUACUGGAGAGGAAUGGUUUCCAGGUUCCAGAAAGUGAUUUUGAGGCUCCUCUGAAAACAGCUCUGGAUGUUCCCUCAGUCCGGAGAUAUAUUUUCUUCAACUCGGCCUUCUUCCAUUUCAUCAUGGCACCAGUGUUGUAUAUGGUGAUCUGGUGUGCUGUGUUCUCCACCCUCCAUCAUCACAUGACUGUCACCGACUACUGGGUCCUCUGUCUGUCUGUCAGCCUGGUGUCCAUCUUCCUCACCAUCGCUGUCAUUUUUGUCCUCCACCAUAGUAACAAAGAGAUCAACGUGAACAUUGACGUUCGGCUGAUCCAGGUGAAUGAGAGGCUGGUCAGACACAAGCUGCUGGUGGGCAUGGCCGACUGGGUGCAGAACUGCACCGGGACCCUGCAGCUGUUUUGCGUGUACUGGGACAUUGGCCGCUGUUUAAGGGCACUGACUGAAACUCUAGAGGGGAGAAGCUUUGUGACCAAUGAGACGCAGAAAAAGAUGAAGGAGAGAAUGUCCCAUCUUGUCCUCACGUCGGAGGUGACUUCUGCGGAUGCUCAGGCCGGUGGGUCAGGGGUCACAGAGAGCCGUGAUGAAGAGAGACCUCUGUUGCUGGAUAAUGGAGACACCUGGCACAGUAUCUCAUCCAGCCAGCGGGAGGACACCAAAGUCACCACUAACUACAGUCUUGUACCUGACCCAACGCUGACCGCUCAGGCUACAGCUCACCAACUCCUGAUGACCUACAGUGCGGCCUAUAUUAAACUGCUGAUGUCUGAGAGGUUGUCAGGCCCGUCACACCACCACCUACGGGCCCGGAGGAAUCACUGCAGCACCGCGUCCCUCUGUCUCUGCCAUUACAUCAAAGCCAAGAUCCUCCGAUAGCUUGACACAGUGACACUGGGAGAUUACCUUUUGUAACUCCUUAUUUAUUUAGGCAAAGGUAUGUUUUGUUUUGUUUAGCUUUUAUGCCCCUUAUCAGAAUCACCCUGUUCAUGUUGGUGGCACACGUUUUCACCUAGUAGCUCUCUUAUGCGACAACAAUCUUCCACCGUUGGCAACCGAGCAGCUGCAGCGGAGGAGCAAAUGCCAUUUCAACUCUUUGCAGGAAGGUACCUUGACGGCUGCUGUUAAAAGGGGAGAACGUUUUGUUGGUUGAUUGAGUGCACACACACACACACACACACUGCACUCCACUCAGACAAAAGGUUUGUUCCAGUUUGAUCCUGUGCCCUUGUGUAAUGCUUCUGUCGAACAAAACAGUAUGUGCGCUCUUGUGUACGUGGCAAUCACUGCUAUUGAGCUUAUUUGUACCAACAACAAAUGUAGACUGAAUUGUUCCCAUUUCUAAUUUCAAUGUGUUUCUAUGUGUUUUUAUAGUGCAUUGAUCAGUAAAUUUUGGGGAACAUUCUUUAAAAAUAAAAUGUUUAGACCCUC